AAGACUGUCGGCUGUGUUGUAGUCGUUGCUGUGAGUGAUUGGAGUGUCUUGUGUGCGGAGAAUAGAAGAGAUCUCAGUGUAAUCACUCAGUGUACGGACAUCUUAUCCCAUCACUAUGAAGGAGAGAAGGAGCCCUCAGCCCUCUGUGGUCCGGUGUAAGCUCGUCCUGGUGGGGGAUGUGCACUGUGGGAAGACGGCGAUGUUACAAGUUCUGGCCAAGGAUUGUUACCCCGAGACCUAUGUACCUACAGUAUUUGAAAACUACACAGCUAGCCUGGAGACAGAAGAACACCGUGUGGAGCUCAGCCUUUGGGACACAUCAGGUUCCCCAUAUUACGACAAUGUCCGGCCCCUCUGCUACAGCGACUCUGAUGCAGUAUUGCUCUGCUUUGACGUCAGCCGGCCAGAGAGCCUAGAUAGUGCUUUGAAGAAGUGGAAAACGGAAGUUGUGGACUACUGCCCCAGCACUAGAAUACUUCUGAUUGGCUGCAAAACUGAUCUACGAACUGACCUUAGCACAAUCAUGGAGUUGUCAAACCAGAAACAGGCACCUGUGGCUUAUGAACAGGGUUGUGCUGCAGCCAAGCAAUUAGGAGCAGAGAGCUAUCUUGAGUGUUCAGCCUUCACGUCAGAAAAAAGCGUACACAGCAUAUUUCGUUCAGCGUCUUCAGUGUGUCUAUCCAAACCCUCUCCUCCGAAUCGCAAAAGCCCCGUCCGGAGCUUAUCUAAGAGACUGUUAAACAUACCCAGCCGCUCUGAAAUUAUUUCUUCAACCUUCAAGAAAGAGAAGGCCAAGAGCUGUUGUCUUAUGUAAGGCUGUACGGCUGGCAUGACACGGACACUUGCAUUAGACUUUGGACAUUCCCCAGCGUUCUUUCUCAUCACUGGCAAAGAACACCGGGCCCGGGGGUGAAGAUCCUGGGAGCAGUAGCCUCACCCCCUGGGGAUGAGCUAGCACACAGGCUGGAGCCAGAAGGGCUGAAGAGAUUUGCACAAAGACUGAUUGCACAUGAAGGAAGGAGGAUAAACCAGUACGGCGGUGGAGUUGUUCUAUUGACCACUAAAAUUCUGGAAAAAAAAGAGCUGCUUUUAAUAGAAUUAUCCCUUCCCAUACCUUGGCUUCCUCCAUGGACUUGCCAGAAAAUUCUCAUUACAGUGUUAACCCUGUGGUACUUGUGCCUGUACAAUAUUGUAUAGGUAGCAGCUGUUGGUAAAACUGCUGGUUAAAGUGGUUUUCUUCCCUGCGCUGUGAAGACUGUAUAAAUUAUUUUUUAUUUUAAUCAACCCUAAAAUCUGUAUGUGCUUGAUCUGUGAUACUAAAUUUAUUUAUUGAAAAUAUAUGGGAGAAAUCAACCCUUGACUUGUUUAUUUUGGAACAUCCUGCCUGAUAUGAAUAAACUUCUUUUUUUACAGACCUACGGCA
Messenger RNA from Rana temporaria (common frog), 1423 nucleotides. RefSeq names its product Rho family GTPase 1 (gene RND1). Gene Ontology annotation, biological process: small GTPase-mediated signal transduction. The coding region runs from base 116 to 814 and encodes 232 amino acids. NCBI's taxonomy places the organism in Eukaryota, Metazoa, Chordata, Amphibia, Anura, Ranidae. The record is from RefSeq and is a predicted model, not a curated record. Gene Ontology annotation, molecular function: GTP binding; GTPase activity. The transcript is spliced from 5 exons.